GCUUUUAUUUCUUCAAAACUGCAAGUCAUUGGUGUAAUGGAUGUGACGAUGUGCGAGAUGUGCCCGAAAAAGAUUGACAACUUAGUUACCGGACUUUGUGACCGUUGUAUGCCCAUUUGGGCUGAAAAAACCCAACCGGAAAAGAUGAGAUUCACUCUGGACCAAACUAGGGCUAUGAUCGUGGGAAUGGCCCGUGGUCCACAGGAUUUGAGGCGAAUGGAUCCCGUCUUUCGAGUGGCGGCUAAAAGAACGAGGUUACUGCGUCUACAAAAAGUUCAGUUGUUCCAGAAGGUGCGCUUCCAUUUCCAGCAGGGCAUUCUCAACACUCCAUUCCACGACCCGCAGCCCAAAUAUGUCGUCGAAGAGGACUAUUGGAAUGUUCCGGACAUCCUGGAUGAGGAUUUAAUCUCGUUCCAGAAGGAUAUUGACCUGCUGAGCGAUGUGCCACAGCAGUUGGCUAAAGACCCUGACCAGAACAACAACAAAAACCCAAAAAUAUAAAAAAAGACAAAAAAAAAAAGAAUGUGAUUUUAAAAUAUUAUGCACU
Drosophila ficusphila is the source of this 547-nucleotide messenger RNA. RefSeq lists its product as uncharacterized. The record is from RefSeq and is a predicted model, not a curated record. NCBI's taxonomy places the organism in Eukaryota, Metazoa, Arthropoda, Insecta, Diptera, Drosophilidae. The transcript has a single exon. Bases 37 to 501 code for a protein of 154 amino acids.